UUCAUUUGCAUCAAGCAACUGCCUGUUACACUUGCUCGCUGUUCCAGAGUGAUUUUUUUACUGAGUGGUUUAUCGCAACAAGGGCUUUUGUUUAACCUCUGCCGAGAUGAAAUUAGACUUUAAGGAUGCCUUUUGGGGGUCAGACUUCAUCAGUAACCUGGGAUACGAGACCAUCAGCCAGAGACUUCAUGAUGGUCGACGGACAUGCAAAGACAUGGAGGAGCUCUUGAAAAUGAGGGCAUCAGCUGAGGAGAAAUAUGGAAAGGAUUUGGUAGCAAUUGCUCGCAAGGCCGGGGGUUUGUAUGAGAUCUGCACUUUAAGAACAUCUUUUGACAUAAUGAAAACACAGAUUGAAAACGUAGGAAACUUGCACGUUCAGCUAUCUGGACUGCUCAAGGACGAGGUGAAGAGAAUGGAACAGUUCAGAGAGCGGCAGAAAGAACAGAGAAAAAAGUUCGAGUCCGUCAUGGAUAAGAUCCAGAAGGCUAAAGUUUCUCUCUACAAGAAAACAAUCGAAUCGAAAAAAUCCUACGAGCAGCGCUGUAAAGAGGCCGACGAGACAGAGCAAAACGCGGAGAAACUGGGUAGCGCGCCAACAGCCACCCCCAAACAGAUCGAGAAGAUGAACAACAAAUCUAAACAGUGCAGAGAGGCUGCGGAAGAGGCUGAGAAGCAGUACAUGUCAAACACUGAACAGCUUGACAAGACUCGCCUAGAAUGGGAAUCGACACAUGUCAUCACAUGUGAGAUGUUCCAGCAACAAGAGGAAGACCGCCUGAGUGUGCUAAGGAAUGCUCUAUGGGUGCACAGUAACCAUUUAUCCAUGCAGUGUGUAAAAGAUGACGAGUGUUACGAGGAAGUGAGGAUGACACUGGAAAAGUGUGACAUCAUUGAGGUCAACAACAGCUUUGUGGAGAUGAAAAUGACUGGUUCGAACCCUCCAGCUCCAGUUGAAUACCAAAGUUACUACGAUGGGAACAAUACCGCUGACAGGAAUGGCAGCGCUGGGUUUGUAGGUGGAGUCAUGAAAAGGUUUUCAAAUCUUCUGCAGGGAAACAUUUCCUCUGGCUCCAGAAUGAGCCUCAAUGAACCGGUUGCACAGUCGAAUGCAGAAACCUCGGCAGGAGUUUAUGCGUCCAUUCCUGAACUAAAGGUAUCCAAUCAGAGCAGUGAGGAGUACAAGGUGGUGUAUGCGUACGAGGCACAGGGGGCAGACGAGCUCUCUGUGUCUGUUGAGGAUGUUGUGAUCGUCACAGAUCAAGGUGAGGAUGGCUGGUGGACGGUGCAAAGAAAUGGUCUUUCAGGAUUGGUUCCAGGUUCUUAUCUCGCCAAAGAAUGAAUUCACCCGACAGCCAUUGGUAGGAGUGCACAACUACGAAACUGCCUUACAGCUGAAUGUGCUUUACAUACUUUUUACUGUUUUAUCAUUAAAGCCCCUGAGUAGGGUAUGAAAUUCCAAAACUCGGGCGCCCCUUAGUGGGGAGCUAUCAGGAAACCUCAGGAAAGAUCUGCUUUCUUUAAAAAAAGUUUUCAAAUUUGUCUCAGCCUCUCUAUCUGGACAGCGACUUAGACUUUAACCCAAUACAAUAUUUAAAGAAAAAGAUUUGCAACACAUUUAUAAAAAAAAAAUCUUCAGAAAUGUAAAUUUAUCACUUGUACUUGUAGCAUUCAAGUGAAAUUUCCAAACAGACAUCAAAAUGUUCUUAUUAUUUCAACAGCACUCGAAUGCAGCAUGUACAGGAGGACAGAACUGUCCAAUUGUCACAACUUUUCUACUAAAACUUCUGCCAUUUGAUGUACUGUACUACGUAUUAUCAAGCUGUCCUACAGAUAGGGGCAUUUACUUCGUUAAACGAGACAGUGUUGAAUGGUUGAAUUAUUUAUUGCCGUGUCAUGUUUUCAUCUUACUUUGCCCUUACUGCUGGUGCGUUGAGUGCUUGUCAUACCGUUGACAGCUGGGAGAUCUGUUGCACAAGUUAGCUGCACUAAUGUAUCGAUGUUUUAGAAGCCUUGUAGCCCUUUAUAUUAAGCAGAAUAAGUUCCUCCCUUUGGAACUCACUCCCUACACACAUUGAACACUGCACCGACCCUCCUACUUUCAAAUCACUUCUCAAAACCCACCUCUUUAAACAAGCUUUUAAUGUAUGAUUGUGAUGUAUUUUCUGUUUUCUGUAGUUUACCUUUAUGUUGUUAUCUAUAUGAUUUGUUUGUAAUACUGCGAUGUCCGUUAGUCUGUCCUUCUGUGCUAUUCUUUAUGUUUUAACCAUUGUAAAGUGUCUUUGAGUUUUUAAAAAAAGCGCUUAUAAAUAAAAUGCAUUAUUAUUAUUAUUAUUAGAAUGUUGGAUGUUUGCUGUUCGCCUAUAUAUCUAUAUAUAUAGAUAUAUGUGUGUGGAUGUGACAAAGUUUGAUUCUGAAUCAUAAAAGUUAUUUGUGAUUGAGAAAUGUGUAUUUAUUCAAUAUAAGGUUUUUUUUCUAUGCACUGUCAAUGUUGUCUGUAGCGCCUGAAUAUUUGUUGUUGAAAACUUUAAAGCACUUUGCUCUA
This is a messenger RNA of Labrus mixtus (cuckoo wrasse), 2542 nucleotides long. RefSeq names its product proline-serine-threonine phosphatase interacting protein 1a (gene pstpip1a). Gene Ontology annotation, molecular function: actin filament binding. Gene Ontology annotation, cellular component: plasma membrane; actin filament; cytoplasm. The record is from RefSeq and is a predicted model, not a curated record. The coding region runs from base 107 to 1339 and encodes 410 amino acids. Gene Ontology annotation, biological process: actin filament polymerization. The transcript has 15 exons. Lineage: Eukaryota; Metazoa; Chordata; Actinopteri; Labriformes; Labridae.